Messenger RNA from Conger conger (European conger), 4893 nucleotides. RefSeq names its product ATCAY kinesin light chain interacting caytaxin a (gene atcaya). The transcript is spliced from 13 exons. Gene Ontology annotation, biological process: apoptotic process. NCBI's taxonomy places the organism in Eukaryota, Metazoa, Chordata, Actinopteri, Anguilliformes, Congridae. The coding region runs from base 916 to 2025 and encodes 369 amino acids. The record is from RefSeq and is a predicted model, not a curated record. Gene Ontology annotation, cellular component: cytoplasm.
GAAGGGGGGGGUGAUGUAGACUGAGAGAGGGACUGGGAGAGAAGGCGAACCAUCUAUGUUGUUGCCAGGGAACAGUGGCGAUGAAGAAAACCAUCUGUAACGACUCAUAACGGAUGGACGGACGGAAAAAAUUUGACAUUCACGGGAGUAAUGUAAAUAAACAAGGAUAUAGAAAACAAUAAAUAUUAUUUGGAUUAUAUUCGCUCCCCCAAAUUAAGAUUUGUAUGAUUUUUGUGGAAAGGAUGAGCAGGAGGAGCUGAGGAGAACACGGAAAAUGGUUUUUUUAAAGAGAAUUAAUCCAGCCACCCGUGCAGAUGGAUGGAUUUAUUAGCAAGGUUCAGAGCUGACGUGUCGGUGGUCACGACAUCUGAGUCGAGAAGGUAGAUAGGCUGAUUCCAGACAGAAAUCCUUACUCAGUAUUCAAUGACAAAUAUCGAAGCAGGCAGGUUCAUGAUGGUGGUGAAGGGUUUGUAUUCGUAGGGUACCGGGUGGAAUACAGAGAAGUGGAAUACAGAGAAAUCCCCCAGCACUGCAGAGAGAACAGCUGCCCUCUCGAUCUCCCACCCAAACAAGGCGGGGGUACGCGUCUACCUCAUCCUGUCCGGGAAGACGGGGAGCUGCCCUGUCUGGUCUCUACACACACCUGCUGCUGCCAUUGGCAACCCACCCAGAAACCAAGACUGGGGCUAGUACCUUCACACACACGGAGAAAAAAAAAAAGAAAAGGAGGGAAAACAACACGAGGCAUGCAUUGCCGUGCUAUUGAAGCAAGAACAUUUUCUGCCGUGGAGCCAGAACAUCGCUGAUUCACAGGGAACGCGGGAAAGCAGGAAUUAAGGAACGACGGACAGACAGAGAAGAACAGGCGAAUCCAUCCCAUAAAUUGUCCCCAGCCCCGGCGUUCCUCUCUGGAGGAUGGGCACAACUGAGGCCACCUUACGGAUGGAGAACAUGGAAGUGAAGGACGAGUGGCAGGAUGAGGACUUCCCCAGGCCACUCCCGGAGGACGGCGACAUGGAGACCUCCUGCGGACUCACUGAUGACAGGACCUCUCCGCCCACUUCUCUAAACGUGGGUUUGGGAGGAGGGGGCUCGGCCCAUCGGAAGCGACGGACCUUGGUGGCCCCCGAGAUGAACCUGUCCCUGGACCACAGCGAGGGCUCCCUGCUGUCCGACGACUUCCUCGACACGCCCGAUGACCUCGACAUCAACGUGGACGACAUCGAGACGCCCGACGAGACGGACUCCCUCGAGUUCAUCACCAACGGCAACGAGCUGGAGUGGGAAGACGACACGCCGGUGGCCUCUGCCAAAGCGCCCCCGGGCGACGGGGCGGGGCAGGCGGGGGAGGACGGGGACGGUCCGGGCGGAAACGGGCGACUCUGGAGGUCCGUCAUCAUCGGCGAGCAGGAGCACCGCAUCGACAUGCAGGUCAUCCGGCCGUACCUGCGCGUCAUCACGCACGGGGGUUAUUACGGGGAAGGGCUGAACGCCAUCAUUGUGUUCGCCGCCUGCUACCUCCCAGACAGCAGCUGUGCAGACUACCACUACAUCAUGGAGAACCUCUUCCUGUACGUGGUGAGCAGCUUAGAGAUGCUGGUGGCGGAGGACUACAUGAUCAUAUACAUGAACGGGGCGACGCCUCGCAGGAAGAUGCCUGGUCUCAGCUGGCUGAAGAAGUGCUACCAGAUGAUUGACAGGAGGCUGAGGAAGAACCUGAAGUCUCUGAUUAUCACUCACCCUUCCUGGUUCAUCCGCACAGUACUGGCCAUCUCCAGGCCCUUCAUCAGUGUGAAAUUUAUGGACAAAAUCCGCUACGUACACAGCCUGGAGGAGCUGGAACAGAUUAUCCCGAUGGAGCACGUUCAGGUUCCGGAGUGUGUGCUGCAGUAUGAGGAAGAAAGAACUAAAGCUCGAAAGGAAAGGAUGGAACAGGAACAGCAACAGUAUCCGCCACAGUCACACUCGCAGCCUCCGGCCAAAACAGAAAGGCCGGUGUCUAUGGUGGAAGAACAGGGACUGUGAGGCUAAUUAGAAGCUCCGCAGACUUCAUUAGGAAGAAGUCUGGAGAAAGGGGGGAAAAAAACAUUUACACAUUCACACAACUCUACAAAGGAAAUUUGUGACUUUAGAAACAGUGCUGUUCCAUAUGAGAGAGCCUCAGCCAUACACUCCGUACUCAGUUUAGAUUGCCCGCCUAAGUCCUCCACUCCAGGUUUAGUGUUACUCUGGGAAUUCUGACAUGAUUCAUUCCAGCCAAGCCAUGCUUCCCUACUCCAGGAUAGGAACUGUGUGUUCUUGUGGGCCCCUACACCCCCCCGCCCCCCCCCGAAAACGAAUUCACAUCUGCUCUAAUGGCUUAAGGUAUAUGUAACUAAAUACUCAUAUGCAAGGUACACUUUCAGUGGUAUAUCUACAUCGAUCACGGUCCCGGUUUUAAGCAGAAUCUGACUGAAAGCUGACGUUUCUGUGCUGAAUCAAAAGCGCACUGCUCAAAGUUGUUCAAAUGUGCACCAGGAUUUCAGGCCCCAUGAAAACAUCUCACCCAAAAAUGUAAUUGUGAGGGCCCCUGUCACUAUGAGCCUAAGUUAUGACCCCCCCCCCCCCCGACACACACACACACACACACACACACACACAAACACACGCCAUGGCAUCACUGUCCUCAUGCACCCUCACACCUGGCCUGUUGUCAGCUGAUGUGCAGUGCUCGCCAGAGACAGAGGACAGUCACUGCCGUCCUUUCCCUUCACCCUUAAUCCUGCCAUGAACAUCUUCAUAUAUGGUCCCAGUGGAAACACACAUACACACACACAGCCAUUUUACAGCAUUAUAAUGCACUCAAGCCACGUGAGAUGCACCCCCCCCCCCCCGUAGCUGUGGAGGCAGCACUCUGUCUAUAAUUACCAAUCAACCUGCCCCAGUAUAUGGUAAAUAGCCAAACACCUUUUGGAUGCCGCUGCUUUGGUUUCCCUGGAAUCGACUGAACUCUAAAAUGGCGGCAUCUGUGUACAGUAAUUUAGCUGCUUGUGCUUGUUCCCCAUACUGCUGUCCGGUGUCAUUGCUCCGUUAAAAAGUGUACAUUGUCGUCUGUUGAAUUGUCCCCACGUGCUCUUUUGAGAAAACGACUGUUUUGGAGUCAAAACAUCAGAGUACAUCCGCUAAGCAUUUGACUGCAGUUUAAUAGAAUAGCCUCUUGUUUGUGCGGUGAUUUCUGUAAAGAUUUGAUUGUAUUUAAGUGCCACUGGCACUCAGACUUUCUUACAUCUGUUGAUAAGUUGCUGAUAAGUGGUACAGAUCGGUUCCCACUAUGGGGAAGGUCACAUCUUCUGGUCAUGAAAGCAGCAUGUUUUGAUUUAUUGUCUUCUACUGUAAAGAUUUCUUGCUUCUGACCAGCAGUAGAGACCAAUAGAGUUUUAUUUUUCUUAUCAAUUAUAAAUGUAUAUACAGUACAGUAGCUAUGUUGAUUUGCACUUUCAAAUUAAUUGUUCAAAUAAGUUAUUGUAUGGUAAGAAUAUGAUAUAAUUGUAAGAGAUUUUUUAUCAGUUUAAUUUUUCAUCACAAACAAUUCCAGUGAUAAUAGUGCUGUCGAAAUCUCUGGUAUACCUCUUUGUCCUGUACCAUUUUUACCAUGUGUAUCAUUGUCAAAUAUUAAAUCUAGAAGCGUCCUGAUAAACAUGAAACAUUUUGAUCCGCAAUAUUUUUGGAUAUUCUCAUUGAUAGUACACAAGCCUGCUCUGUUGGAAUGAAAUUUAGGAGCUUCAGAGCCCCUGUAUCAGAUGAAAAAGCCUCUGGAUAAAAGCACAUCACAGGGAAAGAUCACUUUUACUCUCCAUCGCACUACUGUGGUACUGUGGCCUACAAAUUGUAGACUUCAUGAGGAAAAUGUUCGUUUGAAGAUACACAAAGCACAAAGACUCAGUGAUGCAUGCCCUGUUUUUGUACAAUGCAUUGCCACCUGUAUUAUAAUUUCCUGUGUAUGAUUUUCCUUUGUAUGAAAGAGUUAGAAACAUUCCCCAGAAACAUUCAGUCGGUAAUAUUUGUCCAACUGCAUGAACAAUAUUACGCAGUAGGCUAUUUUAAUGUUAAACAUUUGUUAGCAUUCAACAUUAAGCUGAACAUACAUUAUUAUAUUUGUAUGUUUUUUUACUUACUUACAUUACUUUACUAGAUGUCUGUUGAUGGGACACUGGUGGGGCACUCUCCUUCUGCUCUGGAAAACGCUCUUUUGUAAAGGACCUCGCUGGAGUAAAGGCGGGCCGUAAGAGCUGGUUUUACCGCUGAAGACAUAACGUCUCCGAAAACGCAAUCUGAUGCCUGGAACUGGGGAGACCUCCGUCACCGUUUAAUACUGUACAUUUAUCAAACACGCUCGCUGAUACAGAUGUUCUCACAGGACUGAAUUUACAUCAGAUUGGAUUGCUGUCACUGUCAUGUGAAACUGAUGAAUGUCCAUCGCACAGGCAAUAGAUUCUGUGGCACUAAAAACCAGUUCAUGAAGCCAUCAGCAUUCAGAUGUAAUAAGUAAUUUGCAUGACAUUAAUUUCUGAAUCACAAAACAAUAUGAAGGCUAGAAUAACAUUUCACUCAAAUAUUGAGUGCCUCAGAUUAUUGCUCUUUUCUUUUAAAAUAAUGAUGCAUGGUUAAGCAUGUUUCUUUUUUGGGGCAUACGCAGAACAAUUCAUUCACAUACUCAAAUGAGCCUGAUCCAAAUGUUUGUACUGAAUUUGUCCGAUUCCUCUGGAUGAACCUGCAUCCCUGAGCUCACCUCAGUCCGUGUCACAUCAGGUUUCAAAUUUCAGUGUACAGUAAAUGAUUCAGUUCCGGUGUUGUUUAAACUAUGAGAAGUAAUACCGUGUUUACAAAGUCAAAAUAAACAAACAUUCAACAUUA